Molecule: messenger RNA, 1299 nt
Organism: Plenodomus lingam JN3
Lineage: Eukaryota; Fungi; Ascomycota; Dothideomycetes; Pleosporales; Leptosphaeriaceae
Source: RefSeq, a predicted model, not a curated record
AUGAAUUCGUCCAACAUUUCCACCGCAUCCAUCGUCUACUCCCCAGAAAACCUUACCCAAGAAAUGAUUGACACUAAAGAGGACUUUGUGGAGCCUCAGAAGCAGCAAGUCAGGCUCAACGGCGGCUUUGUUGCUUGGACCCAGGUUUUGGUCAGCCAUCUCAUCGUGGUGAAUGGUUUUGGCUACUUCUCUUCAUUUGGUCUCUUCCAAAGUCAUUGGAUGCUGUCACUCAAUCGAUCGGCAUCGGACAUUUCUUGGGUUGGCUCCAUUUCGCUCUUUCUUUUGUUCUUUCUGGGCACACUCUCAGGUCCGCUCAUGGAUAGUGGUCAUUUCCGAUCUCUCAUCUUGGUUGGGUGCGGCUUCCAGCUUCUUGCCGUUUUCACAACAUCGGCUGUUACACAGUACUGGCAGCUCAUUUUAGCUCAAGGGAUAGCACAGGGAAUCGGUAAUGGUCUUCUAUUUACACCUUGUGUCGCUUUGGUCUCCAUAUACUGGACCAAAAGGCGAGCCUUUACUCUGAGUCUUGCAGCUUGCGGUGCGCCAGUUGGAGGUAUCGUCUUUCCCAUCAUCUCCAGGGAGCUAUCACCUACCCUUGGAUACCCAUGGACCAUUCGCAUCAUGGGCUUUGUUAUGCUCUUCAACGCAAUUAUCAUCAUGCUAUUAGCGAGGCCUCGCCAGUUCAAUCGCACGAAAGGACCGCUUGUAGACCCGAGGGCCUUCAAGGACCCAGUCUACUCGCUAUUCUCUGUUGGAAUAUUCUUCACUCUUUGGGGCGUUUACAUUGCCUAUUUCUACACUUCGACUUUUGGCCGCGAAGUGAUUGGUAUAUCUGAAAGCAGUUCCCUAACGCUGCUCAUCAUUCUCAAUGCUGUAGGCAUUCCGGGUCGCAUCAUUCCCGCCUUCCUAGCAGAUGCUUACUUUGGAGCCUUCAACGUGCUGAUUCCAUUUGUCGGUGCUGGCGCGACUAUGCUCUACGCAUGGGCAGGGAUACAUGAGCCAGGCGCCUACUACGCAUUUGUCACAUUGUACGGUAUCUGUGCAAAUGCGGUCCAGACACUGUUCCCGUCUACGCUUUCAUUGCUCACUACCGAUUUGUCCAAAAUGGCAUCCCGGGUCGGUAUGGUGUUUGCUGUGGGGAGCAUUGCAUGCUUAACAGGACCCCCGUUAGCCGGCAGACUGAUCGACAUUGGCAAUGGCAGUUACCUGUAUGCACAGGUCUUUGGCGGGUCAUCCAUGGCCGUGGGAUGCAUGUUUCUUGGCGCCGCACGGUUCUGUCAACAUCGCAGGAGCAAGGAGUAG